AUGGCGGGUCGGGUCGGGUCCUCUAUUUGAUUGCCCACAAAAACCCUCCUUCACCUUCAACAAAGAACACUAGUUUUCUUUGAAACAAAUACGACAUUGGGUGGGUCGCGUGCAGAGCCCAUAUACCAUAUGACAAUGGAAGCUGGGGAGAAAUCAGAAGAAAUUGUAUCAAAACAUUCUCCGAAACUAGCUGGAACUGUCAACUGGGGAACAGCAACUGUCGCCGGAGUAUUUGCAGGUACGGGGGUAGCAAGGAGGCAUCUGCUUCGGUUUUAAAUCGAUGUUCUACUUUUGUGGCUACGUUUCAACUUUAUAUUCUCAAAGUUGUGAGGAAGUCUGCUUCUUUUGCCAGAGCAAGGAUGCUGAAGUAAUGUUGAAGCUUGGGAGCACACCAGACAAGCAUGAGCAAUAUCGUUUGAUGAGAGAUGCAAUGGAGAAACGGUUCAUUCGAGUCACGUGGGGCUCAAUAGUUGGUGGAGUGCGUCUUGGAUUGUUCACUGCUACCUUUUAUGGUUUACAAAAUAUGCUUGCUGAGAAAAGGGGUGUGCAAGAUGUUUUCAAUAUUGUGGGAGCUGGUUCAGCCACGGCUGCGACAUUUGGGCUAUUAUUGCCAGGAUCAUUACAAUGGCGUGCAAGAAAUAUGUUACUGGGUUCGAUCCUUGGAGCAGUCAUUGGUUUCCCAAUUGGGUGGGCACACUUGAAGCUGGUGCAGAUAGCAAAUGAAGGGAAUCCUGCUGCGCAUCCUAAUUCAGAUCAAAGAGAAGCAAAGAGUGGUGUUGGUGCUGCCAUUGAGAGGCUUGAAGAAAAUUUGAAUAAAUAGAACAAUUUUGAGGGUGAACUCCAUCAAUGUAUGCAAAGAGAGGAAUAUGAAGACUCGAGAUAGUAAGAUGAACUGGACUAUGGCAGGAUUUUGUAUUGCCUUUCUCAUUGUAUUUUAUACAUCUUCCAGGGUGGCCUUGGAUACUGAGAAAUAACAGCACCUAGUAACAAGCAAGGAUGUUUUUGAAUGUUUGAUAUCAAAAGUUGUUCCGGCCCCGAGUAUUUUGCCA
Molecule: messenger RNA, 1049 nt
Organism: Rosa rugosa (rugosa rose)
Lineage: Eukaryota; Viridiplantae; Streptophyta; Magnoliopsida; Rosales; Rosaceae
Exons: 5
Coding region: 281-820 (179 amino acids)
Cellular component (GO): mitochondrion
Source: RefSeq, a predicted model, not a curated record